GGUAUCUUUGGUAUUGUUUCGAAUCCACCUGAUGCUAUGACCCAGAAUAGGAAAGCCUCUAAAAUCGACUGAUUAUGAGCCGAGCCGCGAUGACUUCGUCGGCGCCAGGAUCCAGGGGGUUUUAAUAUCAUUUUUUCUGGUUACUUAAAUUGACAAUAACCCAGUUUUGCCGAUCAGAUGUACUAGUCGAAAGAGUCAAGCAGCGCUUCACUUCAUAUUUUCCAUUCUCAUACUCGCCUAUAUAUCUCAAGCGUUUAUCAACUUAAACAAUUUAUAAUUCUUAAUUAAACUACUUUUGUCAUCUUUCACCAUGCCCGCUAUCGACACCGAACUUAUUACCCGUGAGCUGCCCCAGCUCAUCACCCGGGAAAUGAGCAAUAUGAGCAUCAUCAUGAAGAGGGAGGUUGACCAUAGAGCGGUUGAAACGUUUCUCGUUGCCUUUACCUGCAUUUUUGGUGUCGGCGGUUGGAUCCUCUGGAUGGUUAAGCAAAAGUAGUCGAUAACCGAAGCAAUAUUUUUUAUACACAAAUCGCCUCCGGCCUUACACCGGAACUUGAUCCUCCUACUUCCUCCAGUGUCGAGGAGGGAGGGCGAUAUACUAUUGAUACCCAAGAUGCAGAAGGACAUCUAGACUACAGGCGAGCAGAUGUACCACCAUAUAUAACCGUCGUGCUGACGACAUUGAGAUACCCAACGUUGAGAAGAUAGAGAUUGUGGGCAUAUCUGGACCCCUAUCAUAAGGGGUGAAGUUAUUUGACAUCAGAUACCUAAAUUAGGUAUCGUAACUAGUUGGAGAAGAAUGCGAUAAAUUUGGUUAAACAAUCUAUAUUACUAUCGCUCUAUUCUGUUCCAAGCUUCGUAGCCAAUUUAUCGCUCUUGACGCUUUUAACAUGCCAUGCUGAGUUGAGUACAGGAUCAAUGAUGAUUUAUGCCAUGGGCAUGUUAAUUCCGGGAAGCUCUGUGAGCCCUGUUGCUUAAUUAGAAGAAUGAACCACGAGUUUCGAUAGUAGUAUAACUUACAUCCGUCUUCAUCCUCAGACACAACUUUCUUCACGCUGCACUGCCUUGCGGCGUCGAUGGCCUGGGUCUUGAGGGUUGCGCAGC
Messenger RNA from Daldinia vernicosa, 1104 nucleotides. RefSeq lists its product as uncharacterized. Bases 311 to 496 code for a protein of 61 amino acids. The transcript is spliced from 2 exons. Lineage: Eukaryota; Fungi; Ascomycota; Sordariomycetes; Xylariales; Hypoxylaceae. The record is from RefSeq and is a predicted model, not a curated record.